AUGGAGGUGGAGACUGCGAUGCCUCCUCCGGCGGCCGGGCCGGACCGCGUGGAGACCGCCUCGCGGGAGCCGAGCCGCACGGGGGCCUCCUCCUCGCCGUCGCCGGCGGCCGGAGGCGAAGCGAAUGGCGCGGCGACCAAGGUGCAGAAGGUCUACCGGAGCUACCGGACCAGGCGCAAGCUCGCCGACUCCGCCGUCGUCGUCGAGGAGCUCUGGUGGCAAGCGCUGGACUUCGCGCGGCUCAACCACAGCACCGUCUCCUUCUACGACGACCCGGAGCCGGAGACCGCCGCCUCGCGCUGGAACCGCGUCAGCCUCAACGCAUCCAAGGUGGGGCAGGGUUUAUCCAAGGACGCCAAGGCUCUCAAGCUGGCUUUCCAGCACUGGAUCGAGGCUAUUGAUCCAAGACAUAGGUACGGGCAUAACCUGCAUUUCUACUAUGAUGUCUGGUGCCAGACCCAGGCUGGCCAGCCCUUCUUCUACUGGCUUGAUAUUGGUGAGGGAAAAGAUGUAGAUCUUCCAGAAUGUCCAAGGGCUCGGCUGAAGAAGCAAUGCAUAAGAUAUCUUGGUCCGCAAGAGCGCGAGUUCUAUGAAUACAUCAUUAAAGAGGGAAAGAUUAUCCACCAGAUAUCUGGUGAGGCACUAGAUACAAGCCAGGGCCCUAAAGGGACAAAAUGGAUUUUUGUUAUGAGCACCGCAAAGAAACUUUAUGCUGGGCAGAAAGAGAGAGGUGUAUUCCAGCACUCCAGCUUUUUAGCAGGAGGUGCUACUAUCGCUGCUGGAAGGUUUACUGCAGAAAAUGGAGUUAUCAAGUCCAUCUGGGCUUAUAGUGGACAUUACAAACCGAGUGCUGAGAACCUUAGCAACUUCAUGAGCUUUCUAGAAGAGAAUGGAGUUGAUCUGAAAGAAGUUGAGGUACGCUCAUCCACCAAGGAAGACUACUAUGAAGAUCCAGUGCUUAAUAGCAAACAGAACCCUGCUGCGGCUGCUAUCAUGCCAUCCAAUCCUCCCCAACUGAUUCUCCCUUCCAACAUGGUAGAAGAAGACAAGGCAUCUGGGCCAUCUUCUCAGACUGAAGCUGAUGAGGUCAACGAUAAUCUCCGUGUGGAGAAAGCAAGGUCGGCCUACCAAAGAACCUUAUCAGGUGGUCUGCAAAGCCCCAGGGAUGUCGGCGUCUCCCAGGAUGCAAUUCUUGAGAGGGCGAACUCCAAGAGCAAGUCAAAAUCCUAUCAGCUCGGCCACAGGCUGUCCCUGAAAUGGAGCACAGGAAAUGGUCCGAGAAUCGGGUGUGUGAGGGAUUACCCAAUAGAGCUCAGAAUGCAAGCGCUGGAGAUGGUACAACUCUCACCAAGAGCGUCGACUCCUCCGGCCUCGUGGAGGGUGCCAUCAUGCCUGUCCCCCACCUCGCCGACGUCGCCUCUCGUGGCAAUGCAGGCCUCCCUGCCCCAGCCAAGUUAG
Triticum turgidum subsp. durum (durum wheat) is the source of this 1458-nucleotide messenger RNA. Lineage: Eukaryota; Viridiplantae; Streptophyta; Magnoliopsida; Poales; Poaceae. The record is from the annotation of a GenBank genome assembly.